AUGUCUGACCCAGAACUAGAUACAGACUUGCUACAGUUCCUACAGCAGCAUUACUAUGGAAACAGCAACCCUUCAAAUCCGGAGACAAAAGUUUUAGAAGGAGCAGAAUAUGUGUAUAACAACGCAAUUGAUGUCGCUCUCAAUCUUCAAUCUACUCGCGCUACUGCCGCUGUUAUCCAUGAUCAAAUGCAAAAACGGAAUUACUCUACAAAAACAUGGACAUCACACGAGCUACAUCCAAAAGCCAAAGAUGAAAGUACAGUUGACUUCAUAUUUACCAUGGAUCUCUUGAAUUUUUCGUUCUGGUCAGACAAGACUGAAGAAGAGAGGUUUUCAGUUGAUUACAGGAAUAGAAAAUGGACUGGGUACUGGAGUUUGGUCGCCGCCCUACAGAGAGCUUUGGAUGAGGAUAUUCCAAUAACCUCGCCAGAAUUUUGGGUCGAUGAUUCCAAAGGUAACGAGGAGAUCCUAAAGCAUGUCUUUAGAAGCGCCACCCAAGAAGAAAUCCCACUUUAUCAGGAAAGAGUGAGCUGUCUCCGAGAAGCUGGAAAAGUGCUGGUCGAGAAAUAUGACUCGAGCUUUGUUCAUUGUAUAGAGGCUGCCGAUCAUUCAGCAGCAGCUUUGGUGAACUUACUCGCAAGAGAAUUUCCAUCCUUCAAAGAUGAGGUCAGCUUUGAGAAUAGAAAAUCCGUUCGAUUCCUUAAGCGCGCUCAAAUCUGUGUAGCCGAUCUCUGGGCCGCUUUCGAUGGAGAACAGUUCGGAUCAUUUAAAGACAUUGACCAAAUCACAAUAUUUGCUGACUAUCGGAUUCCUCAAAUCUUAAAAAGUUAUGGGUGUUUGUCUUACAGUCCGCCUCUCGAAAACACUAUUCGCAACAAACAGUUAAUAAAAUCUGGUCACAGCUGGGAAAUUCAAUUGCGAGGAUGUAGCAUUUGGUGUGUGGAAAUGAUACGGAGAGAGAUUCUCAAAAAUAACCCAAGCGCCAAAAUAAAUGCUGUCUUGAUCGACUUUUUUCUGUACGACUUGGCGAAAGAGAGAGAAGCGACUGGACAUGAUGGCUUACCUCACCACAGGACGAGAUGUAUUUGGUAUUAA
This is a messenger RNA of Blumeria graminis f. sp. triticale, 1095 nucleotides long. Lineage: Eukaryota; Fungi; Ascomycota; Leotiomycetes; Helotiales; Erysiphaceae. The record is from the annotation of a GenBank genome assembly.